Diachasma alloeum is the source of this 669-nucleotide messenger RNA. RefSeq names its product sperm flagellar protein 1. Gene Ontology annotation, cellular component: axoneme. The record is from RefSeq and is a predicted model, not a curated record. The coding region runs from base 55 to 669 and encodes 204 amino acids. NCBI's taxonomy places the organism in Eukaryota, Metazoa, Arthropoda, Insecta, Hymenoptera, Braconidae. Gene Ontology annotation, biological process: regulation of cytoskeleton organization. Gene Ontology annotation, molecular function: microtubule binding. The transcript is spliced from 3 exons.
CAGGCGAAUAGCUUCUCAUGGGGGUCCUGAAACACGUCACGAGUUUGAGGAGCCAUGAGUUCAAAUUCCGACGAGCAAAUUGCAGACAUUCUGGAUGAGAUUUACACCUGGCUCGAUCAGAUACCCUUCUCCCGGCCGAGACGAAAUCUCGCUCGAGAUUUUUCCAAUGGAGUAUUCAUGGCGGAGUUGUUGAAGCAAUAUUACCCGAGGCACGUGGACCUCCACAACUACUCCCCCAGCAACAGUCUCUCGAAAAAGCUCGACAACUGGCGAACGCUGAACAGAAAAGUCCUGUCGAAAAUCGACAUGAGGUUGACUGACGACGUGAUCUACCAGAUAGCCUCGGCCCAGAGCAGGGCGAUAGACUCGGUCCUCGUGAGACUGAGAGCGAGAAUUCUGAAGGAUUGCAACGACGAGAGGAGGUCCUUGUACACAGCCAGCGACACAGGAAUGUCCAGCAACCAAGUUGACUCGGUCCUGGACAUGGACGAGGUGCAGAACAAGAAAAUUCCAAGAUCAGCUUUUCUCAAAUUGAAGCAGGAGCUGCAGGAGAAGAACGACAUGGUGGCGGUGCUGGGGGACAGGGUCUUUCAUCUCGAGAGUUUGAUUAAACUCAAGGAUCAGAGGAUCGCAGACUUGUCGACGCAAUUGACGAGACUCAACAAAUGA